Stereum hirsutum FP-91666 SS1 is the source of this 918-nucleotide messenger RNA. RefSeq lists its product as uncharacterized. The annotation marks the transcript as partial. Lineage: Eukaryota; Fungi; Basidiomycota; Agaricomycetes; Russulales; Stereaceae. The transcript is spliced from 2 exons. The record is from RefSeq and is a predicted model, not a curated record.
AUCCACCCGCGACUCGAAUCUCACCUCCUCAAAGCCCUCUCCUCUCCGUCUACUAUCACCAACACAGACACCGGCACACCAACAAACAUCCCCUCAAAAUCCAACGCCCAACUCUCCUCUCGCGUCUCCCUCCUCGCAACAUCCAUCGACACCACACUCCUCCGUCUCCAGCUCCUUCGAGCUUGUUUCGAGGAGUCAUUAUAUAGUUUCUCUGCUCCGCCCUCCAAGUCCAAGUCUGGUCCGGUACCAAAAGGGACACAUACGAGGGGAACAGGACAAAGUCGGACGUUCGCCGAAGCUCUGCAAUCUUCCUCACAAAAACUAUCGGAGGAAGAAUCUCGACUUGCGGCUGAAGAGGAGGAACUAGACCGGAAGUUGGCAGAGUACGAAGCUCUACUGGAUAUCGUUGACCGCGACCGUGGCGUGGGUAAAGAGAGGAAGAGAACUGUCAGCAACCGUGACGAUGGGAGAAGACGAGAGAAUAAUACGUUUGGGCAGGUGGUCGACGAUUGGGCGAGGGUGAAGAAGGAGACGGAGGAGUGUGUGAGGGAUUUGAGGAGGUUGGGGUGGGCGGAGGGGUGAAAAUACCUUUGAAUGUGUCAGGGACUUGAGGAGGUUGGGUUGGGCGAAGGGGUGAGAUUACCAUUACAAGCGAGUGUACGAUUCAAGACAAGGGUUGUCGUUGUGUAAGGAGAUUGGCGCCACAGUGGCGUGAGUUCACUCUUGCCUCGCUUUCCUCGCUUUCUUGACUUGUCCUGAGUGGCGUCUGAAUGCUUGGGUCACAUAUGUCCCAGCCAUCUCUUCACUCCAUAUUGUGAUGCGCAGUAUACAAUAAAAACGAUUGCUAGCAGGUCUUGGUAACGAGGGCUGGUAGGUUUUGGUGCAGUGAGCAUUCUAAUGGCGCCACCGUGGUGCCAC